Molecule: messenger RNA, 360 nt
Organism: Trichosporon asahii var. asahii CBS 2479
Lineage: Eukaryota; Fungi; Basidiomycota; Tremellomycetes; Trichosporonales; Trichosporonaceae
Exons: 5
Coding region: 1-360 (119 amino acids)
Biological process (GO): regulation of mitotic cell cycle
Cellular component (GO): cyclin-dependent protein kinase holoenzyme complex; SCF ubiquitin ligase complex
Molecular function (GO): histone binding; protein kinase binding; cyclin-dependent protein serine/threonine kinase activator activity
Source: RefSeq, a predicted model, not a curated record
AUGUCGAAGAAGACGUUCACCGCCGAGGAGCGCCGACGAGCGAUCGAGCAGUUCAGCCCGAAGAUCUUCUACUCAGACCGAUACUCUGACGACGAGUGGGAGUACAGGCAUGUGAUUCUCCCUAAGCAGCUGUGGAAGUUUGUUCCCUCCGGUGUCCUCCCAGAGGAGACGUGGCGGAGCCUCGGUAUCCGCCAAUCGCCCGGCUGGGAGAUGUACAUGUGCCACGGACCUGAGCCGCAUGUCCUCCUCUUCCGCCGGCCCAAGGACUACGACCUCCUGAACCCCCCGCUCAGCAGCGGUGCGCGCGCCGCCCGCCGCGCCAAUCUGCAGCAGCAGCUGCAGGCGCAGCAGGCUCACUAA